AUGGAAACUAUACAAAUGUCAAUGUCCCGCGAUUCAGCAUCGUUUCCAAUCACCCGACGGAUCGGUCAUCCGUACCAGAACAGAACUCCACCGAAGCGCAAAAAACCAAGGACAUCCUUCACAAGGAUGCAGAUAGCAGAACUAGAAAAGAGAUUUCACAAACAGAAGUAUUUGGCUUCAGCGGAAAGAGCCUCCCUCGCUAAGACCUUGAAGAUGACCGACGCUCAAGUCAAGACCUGGUUCCAGAAUCGACGGACGAAGUGGAGACGCCAAACAGCUGAAGAGCGUGAAGCGGAACGUCAAGCAGCUAACCGCUUAAUGCUUUCACUUCAAGCUGAAGCGCUAAGCAAGGGUUACAUCCCUGAACCACCACCCGGCGCAUCGCUGUCAGCGCUUCAUUAUCAACAGAACGCCGCACCUCCCGCGUCCAAUACAGCGUUAAGCGCAUUACAGAAUUUACAGCCAUGGGCUGGGAACCAUGGCUCUUUUAUAAACCCUCCUAAUACAGCGCCAACAGCGCAUCCACCGCCUGUCGCGUCACCGAUUUGCUGA
Molecule: messenger RNA, 552 nt
Organism: Pieris macdunnoughi
Lineage: Eukaryota; Metazoa; Arthropoda; Insecta; Lepidoptera; Pieridae
Source: the annotation of a GenBank genome assembly